AUGAACGCAACUCUAGGAGAUCCGUUCCUACUAGCAAGCUAUGGUCUUCCAUCCAUCUCAAAGAAAGGGAAAGGAAAGGAAAAGGCAUCCGACGAACGGCACUUCAUCUUCGCGAGUCAUUCCAGUGUACCAAAUAGUGACGACGGACAGGUAACACUUGCUGUUCAAGGCGAUGGUAUACACAUAUUUGAGCUUGGAGACCUACACCCAGUCUCUUCCCAUGCACUCGGUCCCUCCACAAGUUUCGCGUCUUCACCUGUUACCCAGACCUGCUCAGAAGGAGAGGGCAGUGUACGAUGGACAUAUGCAGCUAUUCAAUCCGCUCAAGACUUGAAGAAAGAAGAUUCAGGCCGAGUAGUUUGGGCAUGGAAGGAGCAGGUGGCCGGCGAUGUCGGCUCGUCGCAAGACAAACUGUCAACGAAGCUAUCGCACGACGUUUCCCACCUUGUUGCCCUACGCGAAUUAAAUUCUAUCGUCGCGGUAUCCGGCACCGGCAGUUUCACGCGUUUGGACUUGGACCUGAAUGUGAAGAACUCCUGGUCGCCGGAAAAUGAUUCACGAAGAUUAAUUAAAUUAUUCGAGUUUCCGCGACGAGAUUGCCGAUUCAUCCCGGGAGAGAACCAACCAAACGGAUCUGUCCUGGUCGUGUUCGUUGAAGAUAACGCAAAUAUAUUCCUGCAAAGCUUUGUUCUGGGACCCGAGGAAGAGAUGAGCAUUUCGGAUCCGCUCGAGUUACCAUUGGAAAAUGCGAAGGAUAUCAUUGACAUCUCAUGCAGUUCUGUCGGGAACAUGAGCAUACUUACGUCCAAUGGGACGUGGAUGUUCUACCUUCUCGAAGUCAGAGAUGGCUUGACGAGUAUAUCACCCGGAUCUUCGCCCUUGCAACUACGCUCCCUAACCUUUACUUCCGGAAGCAGUAAUAAGGUGGCGGGACAAGUGUCUUUGCUGAGUCUCAGGUCAUCGUUUGUUUUACUUGCUGGUAUCACCUCAAAAGAAAUUGCUCUUUUAUUAUGGGAUAUCCAAUACGGCGUACUCCUUCACUCCGUAAUGCUUCCUAUCCCUGCAGGUCUCGAGAACUCUGCAAAUGCAUUAUCAGUGCAUCUCUCGCCAGGCAGCACAUCUCAGGCAAUUUUAGUGCUCUCACCGACAUCGACGAAUACAAAGCGCAAUAGUCAAUUUCGUUCAAACGUGUGGCUAGUCCCAUUUUCCGUUCCUGAACGUUCAACUAUUGCUCUCGCUAUGGGCAAGGCAGCUCAGGGUUCACCGUGGCUCGCAUCUAAUGAUUUACAUUCUCCAUCGAAAGACGGGGAGUCGCAAGGAAAGGAAGCGAUGCUAAGGGACUUGCGAGAAGCAGUAGAGAUGGAACAGUGGGAAACUGCCAAUGACGUUUUCUUUAAUUGGCUCAAACGUCACGAGCCAAAGGCGCAGAAUCAAGAUCCUUCUCAUGCAGCUGCGGACGGCACUGCCACCAACGAACAGCGAGAUGUGGAAAUGACAGAAGGAGAAGUAGUGAAAGGUCAAGAUAGCAAGCGUCCUCCGUUGAAAAGUAUUCUUGACCAUGCAUUUGUCGCCCGUAUAUUGUCGAUCAUUCUUCAAUCCGAAGGACAAAAGAAACACUAUUCACCGAAAAUCGUUCGGUGUCUCGUAACCAGGUAUCUUGUUAGCCAUAGUAUGGUGGCGUGUGGAUUAUUACAAGUUCUGGUUGAGCUGAAUGAUUGGGAAACUAUACGCGAAUGCUUUACAUAUGUCGUGGACCUUCCCGAAAACGAGCUGAUACGACUACUGCAACUCGUGGUUAAGCAUCAUCGGAAUCAGGCUACCCCAGAUGAUGACAUUAUGCUCGUGGACAAGCCUAAGAAAAAAUCGCGAGGUCCCUGGAAUGAGAUCCCCUCAGUCAUUACCUUCCUGACUCGCGUCGUGGAUUGCCCAGCGGCACCAGCUGCAUGGCGUGUAGCACUCCGUGAACAUUUUGCAGACGUUGAAAAUCUUAUGGUCUUGCUGACUAUCUGUGACGAAUGGUUGCGCGUGUUCACAGAGAAGGACUUGUCACUUGCACUUGGUGAGGUAUCAUUGAAUGAACACAGCAUUCCUGUUCCGGUCCAACCAAAAGCGAAGAAGUCGUCUCGCCAGAAGAUACCUUCACUAGAGAAUUUACUCACCUUCCUCCAAGCCAUCCUAGACUCCUCCUUCCUCACCCUCCUUCAAAAUCCCGCAUCCCACGCUCUUCUCCAAAGUAUCUCAGAAAACGUCUCACUAAUCCAAGCCGAGAACCUCGGCCUAGUUGGGCUAUGUGGACCACUCGACCCAUUUGCUCGUGUACAACGAAAGUCGUUGGCAGAUGCUGCUUCAGGAGGGAAGAAGCGCGAUGAGGUUGAUUGGCAGAAACGUCGGAAACAAGCGCAUGAGCAGGCUGCGAUUAGUUUAGGGCCUUAUCAGGAUAUAGACCUUUUCUUCGUCAAUAGCCUGCAUUAUUUCGUCAUUGCAAUUUACAAUUUCAUUGAGUCAACUGAAGCCGUCAGCGACACUGCGUCGAGAGAUGCCUCUGCAGACAAGUCAGGUCCACUUGUUAAAGAACUCGUUACAGGAAAAGGCUUUGAAGUCGUCAAUACGCUGAUCGUAUCAGAUGAAGAGCAAGAAAUCAGGCAAGCUGUCGUACGCUGGAGUGCAUCUGGAGACGUGGAUUGGAUAAUAACUACUGGAGGAACUGGAUUUGGCGUCAGAGAUCGAACUCCUGAAGCGAUAAAGCCUUUGAUAGAACGCGAAGCAGCUGGGAUAAUCCACUUGCUUCUCUCCGCAUCACUUUCGCAUACUCCACUUGCAGCUCUAUCUCGUCCUAUCGCUGGUACGGUGCGUGGUAGCAAUACCCUCGUGGUCACACUUCCGGGGAGCACAAAAGCAGUACGUGAAAACAUUAGCGCACUGAUCGGGACCGAAGGCCCUGGGAUUGGCGUCAUUGGGCAUGCACUCGAGCUGCUACGAGGCGGUUCAGGAAGAGAAGUACAUUCGGCGUUGGCUCGAGGCGAGAACCCUGUCUCGCCCUUGAAACAGGAAACCAGUGGAAUAGCUCAAGAACAUGACUGUGGUCAUCAUCACCAUCAUCAUGAGCACCGCUCACAAUCGUCGUAUGUUCAGGCCGAUCCAAGUUCUUCAGUGGCUGCAAGGCAUAGGAUCUCGCCAUUCCCUUUGAUAUCUUACGAAGCCGCAUUGGGAGCUAUAUUCCAUCACAUACCGGUUACAGACGUCGUGAAACAAACGGUUACAUCGGCUUUGAAAGGAUCCGUACUCGCCGAAGAUGUAUAUGCAUCUCAUGAUAUCCCAGCGACACAGACGACGAACAUGGAUGGUUACGCGGUACGAUCAUCUGAUGCACCUGGUGUCUAUCAAGUUCUCACUCCUCAAACGCAUGCGCUUGCGAUCCCUCUUCCAACUGGAAAUAUUUACCGCAUAAACACAGGGGCUCCGCUACCAGCUGGCACAGAUAGCAUCGUCAUAGUCGAAGACACUCAACUAGUCUCUUCGACAGCGGACAACGAGGAGAAAGAAGUACGAACUUUGGCACAAGUCAAAUCUGGGGAGAACGUUCGCGCCCCCGGUUCGGACGUGAGGAAAGGCGAUCUAGUACUAUCUAAAGGUGAGAUAAUCAGUGGGACUGGGGGUGAAAUCGGGACGCUUGCGUUCGUAGGACGUAAGGAGGUAUCUGUUUUCCGUCGACCAGUUAUCGCGGUCAUGAGCACAGGCAAUGAGCUAGUGGAUCUUCAAGGUUCUUUGGAGGGGAAAUCGCAAUCGUAUAAUGCACAAGAAAGCUGGAGUGGAAUCUGGGAUACGAACCGUCCGUCCUUGAAAGCCGCUCUAGAAACAAUGGGAUAUGAAGUUAUAGAUUUAGGAAUCGUCAAGGACGACACGCAAUCGCACAUCGAAACGCUGAGGAGUGGCCUCCAGCGAGCAGAUUUAGUACUGACGACGGGUGGCACGUCAAUGGGCGCCUCGGACUUGCUCAAACCUGUCAUCGAGAAGCAUCUCGGCGGGACAAUUCAUUUCGGACGCGUGACUAUCAAACCGGGAAAGCCAACGACGUUUGCAACUAUACCCGUAGGAAAUGAAGAGAAACAGCGUUUCAAGCCCGUCUUCGCACUUCCCGGAAACCCUGCAUCGGCACUUGUAUGCUUCUACAUAUUCGUCGUUCCUGCGUUGAGAAAGCUGGGUGGCUGGCCCAUAUCGAAAUGUCAGCUUCCGCGAGUGCGCGUUCAGCUCGCAGACUCGAUGCGCCUAGAUCCGCGGACAGAAUUUCAUCGCGUAGUGAUUGGUGCUGGACCGGAUGGGUUAUUGGCAAGGAGCACGGGUGGACAACGAUCAAGUCGUGUGGCAAGCCUAAGUGGAGCAAAUGGACUAGUCGUGCUGCCACAGAAGAAAGAAGGCGGACCGGCCGAGUUGAAGGCUGGGGAAAUAGCAGAAGCCAUUUUGAUUGGAGAAAUUGUAAUGGAUUGAUUGAUUCUUGAAAGCGCAAGUGAGUAUCUACAUUAAC
Fomitiporia mediterranea MF3/22 is the source of this 4522-nucleotide messenger RNA. RefSeq lists its product as uncharacterized. The record is from RefSeq and is a predicted model, not a curated record. Gene Ontology annotation, biological process: Mo-molybdopterin cofactor biosynthetic process; molybdenum incorporation into molybdenum-molybdopterin complex. Lineage: Eukaryota; Fungi; Basidiomycota; Agaricomycetes; Hymenochaetales; Hymenochaetaceae. The transcript has 17 exons. The coding region runs from base 1 to 4485 and encodes 1494 amino acids. Gene Ontology annotation, molecular function: molybdopterin molybdotransferase activity. Gene Ontology annotation, cellular component: cytoplasm; cytosol.